This is a messenger RNA of Aspergillus oryzae RIB40, 1584 nucleotides long. RefSeq lists its product as uncharacterized. Gene Ontology annotation, molecular function: monooxygenase activity; heme binding; iron ion binding. NCBI's taxonomy places the organism in Eukaryota, Fungi, Ascomycota, Eurotiomycetes, Eurotiales, Aspergillaceae. The record is from RefSeq and is a predicted model, not a curated record. Bases 1 to 1584 code for a protein of 527 amino acids. The transcript is spliced from 7 exons.
AUGGCUUCUGAAUCCUCGAUCCCUCUCUACGACUGCUUGAUCAUCGGCGGCGGCAUUGCGGGCUUGUCGUCCGCACUAAGUCUGGUGCGUACGCUUCACACAGCCGUCGUCUUCGAUGAAGGCAUCCAUCGUAAUGACCAGGCGCCUCAUCUCGCCACCGUUCCGACCUGGGACAGCCAGGACCCGAAACGCUUCCGUGACGCCGCCAAACUCAACAUUCUUUCCAAGUACAGCACAGUUGAAUUUGCAAAUGUCAAACUAGAAAAGUUCAACAAAGCAUUGGGUAAGCCUUUCCUCACGAAAGUAUUCGGCCACGACUACGUGGUUCUGCCGUCCAAGUACUUCGAUGAUAUCAAGCGAGCGAGCCCACAGAGCUUGAGCUUCUUCCAAGCUCUGAGCGAUGGCCUGAAUAUGGAGGCUUCAGUCGGCCAUCUCUACGCUAGCACGACGGAGAUUGACGUGGUUGUCAAGCAUUUGAAUCCCCGACUUACCCAACUGACACCAUUGCUCUGCGAUGAGGCGGAAUAUGCCAUCGAGAGGGAAGUAGGAGCUCUACCCGACUGGAAAAAGUUCAAUGUUUCCAACCUCAUCGCCGCCAUCGUGCACCGGACUACCAACCGCAUCCUCGUGGGAAAAGAACUCUGUCGGAACGAAGAAUACCUUGCGAUUACCACCAAAUUCUCACGAUCGCUAUUCAUCAGCGGUAUCUUCUGGAACUUUGUCCGGCUGGGUCCGUUACGUAAACUAGUCGCUUGGUUGACCAUCGGACUUCAUCUGAGGGACCGUAAUGCCGCUGCAAAGGUCCUCCUGCCCCAUGUUCUUGCUAGACGACAGGAGAAGGAAGCCGGCGUCGACGUGGCCACCAAGUACCCCGAUGCGCUGCAAUGGACCAUUGAUACGGCUCCGUCCUUUCCCGGCGACGAUGAGCCCUUACAUCAAGUCUACCAUAUGUUGCAUCUGACCUUUGCAGCGAGCAGUGCGUCAGGUGUUGGCGUCACGCAGUGCCUGCUCAAUGUGCUGGCGUAUCCAGAGUAUUUGGAGCCACUUCGCGAUGAGAUCUCUACCGUGGUUGCGAGACAUGGUGGCUGGACUGACAAAGCUCUGUCGCAGAUGGCCUUACUCGACAGCUUCAUCCGGGAAACCAUGCGACUACACCCGGCGGGUUCUUUCAUGGAUGACCAUUUCCGAUUUCAUGACGGUCUAACCUUGCCCAAAGGCACAAACAUUAUCGCACCGGCGCUGGCGAUCCACUAUGACCCCGACAACUACGAGGACGCCCACCGAUUCGACGGAUUCCGGUUUGCUAGAUAUCGUCAGAAGCAAGGAGAGAACCACCGAUGGCUUGCGUCAACUAUUGACCAGAAGUUCCUUCAAUUCGGCUAUGGUAACCAUGCUUGUCCGGGCAGAUUCUACGCCAUUCGCAAGAUCAAACUGGUACUGGCGAAGCUGAUCAUGGAUUAUGACUUCAAGUGGGCCCAACCGCGCCCUGUUCAUGAUCGUCCUGAGGACUUCGCCAUUGAGGCGCAGUUGGUGGCCGCCCCGGAUGCCGAAAUCUUGAUACGUAGCCGUAACCUGUCUAAUUAA